Lodderomyces theae is the source of this 543-nucleotide messenger RNA. RefSeq lists its product as uncharacterized. The record is from RefSeq and is a predicted model, not a curated record. The transcript has a single exon. Lineage: Eukaryota; Fungi; Ascomycota; Pichiomycetes; Serinales; Debaryomycetaceae. Bases 1 to 543 code for a protein of 180 amino acids.
AUGGCAAUAAUGAGAUCCCCAAGUAAUUUACAAUACGAACUGUCCAGAUAUCAGACCACUUCAAACCACGACACCACUUACGACUAUAUUAAUGAACCUAUCGGCAAAGUCUUUACUGACAAAAAAUUCACCGAUCCAUUGCAUGAUCUUCUAAUCAAGAACCAGGAGUCAUUGUCACGCAUUAAAAUCGGCCUUCCACAAGCUACGUUGGACAAUUUCGGCCAAUUGAGCAUUAAAAGUAAAAACAGCUUUCCAAUUUUCGAAGAUGAGCAAAAACAUCGUAGUGGAGAUGCUCCAGCACCAAGAGCCCGGGAAGGGAAAUCACACGGGCUCACAAAACAGCAUGAAGAUAAGCUAGCUUGUCACGCCAACAAUAUUCUUCGUAUGGCUAUUGACUCAACAAUGAUGAGUUCGAUGAAUUCAAUCACUUUGCAAAAUAUCAACAGCGACUCGUUUGACGAGAAUGCGGAUCUGAAAGACAAUGGCAUCAUAUCAAAAAUCGAAAUCAAUGAGGAUGAAAUCCGGGCUGCUAUAAAUGGAUGA